CCAAGCCCUGAGUUUCCCUUGUCUGCUCUUCCUCUGUCUCCCAGGACAGGAAAAGGAGGGGAAUCUCAACAUGGAAAAACUCUGCAAUGGAAAUGAAGGAAUGCCUGAGAAACAAGGGAAGAUGGAAUACAAAGAACAGCCACAGGAUGUGGGAAGGCCAGAAUUAGCUUGUACUCUGGAAGACAAGGAAAAGUUAGAAAACAAGGGAAAGACAGAAAAUGAGGAAAUACUGAAGGACAAGGAAAGGCCAGGGAGUGUGGAAAAGCCCAAAGAGGGAAAGCCAGAAAACCUGGAAAAUCCAAAAGAAGAAGGAAAACCCAUGAGUGAGGGGAAGCCAGAGAGCAAGGGACAGCCAAAAGAAGGAGAAGCAGGGAUCGAGGGAGAACCAAAAGAAAUAAAUCCAGAGAGUGAGAAAAAAAAUCAGAGCCAAUGAAAAGAGGGAAAGCCAGAGAACCAAAAAAGCCAAAAGAAGACGAAAAGUCAGCCAGGGAACCAAAGGCUGUGGGAAAGCACCAGCUGGGAAUGAUGUACCCAGGCAGGCCGAAAGAAAA
Molecule: messenger RNA, 551 nt
Organism: Lontra canadensis (Northern American river otter)
Lineage: Eukaryota; Metazoa; Chordata; Mammalia; Carnivora; Mustelidae
Gene: TCEAL2
Product: transcription elongation factor A like 2
Exons: 1
Coding region: 71-433 (120 amino acids)
Source: RefSeq, a predicted model, not a curated record